Acaulospora colombiana is the source of this 3936-nucleotide messenger RNA. The record is from the annotation of a GenBank genome assembly. NCBI's taxonomy places the organism in Eukaryota, Fungi, Glomeromycota, Glomeromycetes, Diversisporales, Acaulosporaceae.
AUGAACGGUCACAAUCAACUGGGCAGAGUUUCGAGCCCAGGACCUUCAAAUACUGAAGAAGAUUUGGCAUACCAAUACGCACUUCGCGUUGCAUAUUUAGCAUACUUGACUCAACCAAAAGUACCAAAGGCCAUCACAUCUUCCCCUACACCAGUACAUGCAAGACCUGCGUCCGACCCCACACCAAAGCGUCAAAGUGUUGUAGCUCCCGCAACCUUACAGUCUGCGGUCACUUCUCACUUGUCUGUGAUUGGUGACUUGUUCAAGGAUCCCGAUAAGAAGGGUCAUAAAAAUCUCAAGUUUCCAAAGGAGUUGAUUAAGGUAUUAAGGGAGAGGCUCGAAUUCAUCUUAUCAGGACGUGAUCCUAAUCCAAUUUAUAAAGAUCACUAUUUCAAGAACGAUCUUAUUAUUUUCUGUCAAGCUCUUCAACAGCCGGGGUUUCGUCAACAAUUCAAGGCAAAUAAUAGUAAAAUUGAGGAUAUCGUCCUUAUAUUUCUCAAGACUUCUCAGGGUGAACUAAAGCGGGCCCAAUUGCCACCAAACAUUACAUGGCAGAGUAAACUAACCGAGCAUGUUAGUAAGUUCGUCGGUAUAUUGAAAGAAUGUCUUAAAACUAAGGAAUGCAGUUCUUCUUCCACGCCCGAGUUGUUGGCCAGACUUGAAAUUUACCAAACAAAAAUGUCAACCUCACCGGCUACUGGAGGGGGGGGGGGGCACACGAGCGAGAAUGUUAGCGAUACCAUUGAUGAUAUGGCAAUGGUGAAAUUAGUUCAGUCUAUUUUUAAGGUCUCCACUAGUCAAGCUCAGAAAGACGUCAAUGCGAUAAAGAAGGAUUGCACGCUUCAAGCUGCACUGGAAGAUAUGAAAAAUAUUAUAAACCACAUAAAUCGAGGUGCACCCUUUCCCGCGCGUCGGGAAGAUUUUGAGACAGAUGAAGUUUAUAACAAUUGGAAAUCUAUUGAAUUAAAGACAGUCAAAGAACUCAUGUCUUCCUUGAUUAUAUUCACUCCGGGAUUAAAAGUGAACGAACCGACCGAACAACCAUACCCCCCCUACAAUCCAUCACAACAACAACCGUACCCUCCUUACAAUCCAUCACAACAACAACCGUACCCUCCUUACAAUCCAUCACAACCACCAUAUCCCCCUUCCAAUCAGUCGCAAAAACCGUACCUUCCGUCACAGCAACCUUACUCUCACAACACUUCACAUUCAUAUUCAUCCGUGGAAUCAAAAGAGCAGUCAGGCGAAGGUGGUUCAUUUACCUUUAUACCACCACAACCCCGAAGGUACUACAAGUUACUUAUGAACAAAUGUAUAGAGUAUGAAUUAUUGAAGCAACCCACGGAAAAUUCGGAUAAGAUUCUUUCUAAAAGCGUAAUAGAAUUACUGAAUGAAUGCGCUCUUCGUUGGAGAGUGUCGCCUGGGUUUCGGUGGCUACAAUAUUUGGAUGUUCUCAGAACAUAUUAUGACAAUGAGCGUCCGCCAAUUACAUUAGAUCACAUCAGAGAAGGAAUGAAUUUACUGAAGGACGCUACCAAAAAGCGAGAAGUGUCUACUUGGACUAUUAAUGAUCAAAGGGAACUCGUGGAAGUAUAUUCAGGCAUUCAUGAUUCUUUGCUAAGGGACAUGCGUGAGGCGCUUGAAUAUGUUUUUAAAAUCAAGCCUGAUCAAUUUAAUCCGAUGGUUCAACUGUUGAAUCUUAUUUAUGAGUCAGAGUUAUUUCGUUCAACGCAUUCUGAUAUUUCGAAAUUCUAUAAUGAUCUCCGAGAGAUUGUUGGGAAAGUUUCGGUCGACGUAUAUCAAACAAAAAGAGAAGAAAUAUAUGCCAAGCAGACCGCGAACGAAGUGCAAACCUUGAACUUAUUGGCGCAAUGGAUUCGGCAGGAAGUAGAAAAAAUGGAAAGCAAAUACCCGAAGCCAAUAAUAGAUCAGAUCGAUGUUGUACGCUUAAUAAUAGAAAAGCAGGUGCCGCUUCUAACUUUGGACAUGGAGAACGCGUCGAUAGAUAUUUUAAGUAAAGUUAAGAUGACUUCCGAGGAGGGUAUCCCUGUUGAAGACAUAUUUGACCUUUAUCGAGUGAUUCUUGAUCUCAAAGUGAAAUUUGAGGAACAUUCCGAUGCGACGUUUACAUUGGGUAUUCAGGAAUGGUUUGGACCUCAUGUUAAAAUGUGGCUAGAAUCCACCAAGAGUAAAACUUCGGAUUGGGUUACGACCGCGAUCAACGUGGACGAGUUCAAAGCUGUGAGCACGACGGACACGCACUCAUCCUCCGUAGUAGAUCUUUUCACAUCCUUCAACCAAACCAUUGACUUCAUCAAAAAACUCGAUUGGCCAAACAAAUAUCAAUCUGCACUCUAUAUGACCUCUAUGUCAGGGGCCAUCAGUGAAGCAUUGGAAAAAUAUUGUGAUGCUAUCGAGGAACGUUUUAAGAAAGAAAUGAUUCCUGAGGAGGACGCGGAGCAUGCAAUGUCAAAGCAAUCGAACUGGUACAUAAAAGCCAAAAACGCGAUAGCGGCCGAAAAAACCAUGCACAACGAUAUUAAACCCACGUCUUGUAUCAUGUUGAAUAAUAUCGAAGCAGCACGCGAACAAUUAGAUAAACUGGAUAAAGCGAUGGAGGUGGAAAAGUUAGUAUCGAUCUUGUAUAAAUCCGGGGAGACAACGGAAGCACCGGAAAGGAAUAAAUAUUUAUAUACAAUUAAAAUUGUGCUAGCCGAAAACUUGUUGCCAUUGGAUAACAACGGAUUGAGCGAUCCAUAUUGCGUCUUGACAGACGAGCAAGGCAAUCGUUUAGUCGAGACUCGUGUCAUAUUCGAAACCUUGAAUCCAAGAUGGGAUGAGGCGUUUGAUAUUUCCAUUGAUUCAUCAGAAGAUGUUACGAGAAAAUUGUGCAUCACCGUCUGGGACAGGGAUCAAGUCGGUUCUGAUGACGUUUGCGGAAGAGCUGGCAUCUAUUUGGAUCCCACUCAUUUUAACGACUACUUAACUCACGAUAUUUGGCUUGACCUUGACACUCAAGGGCGGGUUUUGCUGAGAAUAAGUAUGGAGGGAGAAAAGGAUGAUAUUAGAUUUUAUUUUGGCAAAGCUUUCAGGACGCUUAAACGUGCUCAAGACGACAUGAUCAGACUCAUAGUUGACAGGGUGUCACCAUUUUUGAGCCAAUGUCUGUCCCGUGAAGUUAUUACAAAACUGCUUAAACCAUCAGUUUCCAAUAGUUUCAAGCAAUUAUUCAAGGAAUCAGAUAAAACGAAAAAAUCGGGGCCUACAGAUGUUGAGAUUGAAAAGGCCAUAGAUCCGCUAUUCGAUUUCUUUGACUCAAACUUGAUGACCCUCAACGAAUACUUGCAUCCUGAAGUAUUCGAAAUGGUGAUAAGUCGUGUCUGGAAGAAGAUAGAAUCAUCGAUCGAGUCCUUAAUAUUACCACCUUUGUCGGAUCAUCCCUCGGACAUGAAACCUCUCACAGAUGGCGAGAUUGAUGUCGUUUAUAAAUGGCUCAAGUUUUUGAGACAAUAUCUUUAUAAUGAUGGAAUUGGUGUCCCUGUGGAAAUAUUAGAGAAUGCAAAAUAUCAGCAACUUUUCAAAAUGCAAAUGUUCUAUGAUAAUGACACCGAAAGUCUCAAGCAAGAAUAUCUUCGUUUACAAAUCGAAAAUUCGUUCAACCCCGCGAAGACUUCACUUCAUAUGAGCAAGUCGGUGCUGCACCAACGAAAUAUCGGUACAAUUAAAAAGCGUAAAAACGAGAAGCGCAAUAGAAAUUCGAAUGACGAUAGUGAAUUAAUACUCAGAAUUUUGAGGAUGCGACCGGGAACCAAAGCAUUUUUGAAGGAACAAAUGGAAGUAAGAAAUAGGAAUCUCGCACCAGCAUCAAUGAACGUUGCUGCCCAACAAGAUAUUCCGCCUGUUCCGCCAUUACGAAAUUCUCGAGCACAUUAA